UUUAGUUUUCUUUAUUUUUUGUCCUACAAAGAUUUUCUAAUAUCCAUUUUCAUAUAAACAUGACUUUUUCACAUGAUAUGAAAAGUUGUCGAGAUAUAAAUCCUCUGGCACCAUUUUCGACAAUCAAUAGUGCUCAAAUGGCGAAUGACGUUGACGCUUUAAAAGUAGCGGAAAAAUUGACCGAUGAGAAGAAGAAAAGAUCAAUCUUUCGUAAUGUUAGCUUUUGAAUUGAACCUUCUAAAGGUGAAGCUAACUAUUGCACAAUUUAUAAACCACAAAAGGUUAGUUCAGAUCCCGCAGAAGAACGAAUUAGUGAUCCUUACUGGCUUAAUCAUAAAUACAAGGAGAUGCUACAUGAAUGGGUAGCUGAAAGGAGACAACGUGAAAGUGGAGCAUUUGACAUGUAUUACACUCACAAGGACAAAGGUUGCAAGUAUCAAUCAAUUGUGCAGGUAAGAAAUUAUAUAUUCGAAGGUUUUGAUAAGCUGAAGAUGGAAGUGGAUCAAGAAACUAAUGAAGUAAGAGAGGUUGGAGUUGUUAAGAAAUGCUCCAAGAAAAGAAAAGGAGAAUGUUCCAUCUUGAAGAGGGAGACUGCAACAAAGAAACAGAAAAUCAACAACUAUGAUACGAGGGAGGUAAAAAAGUUUCUUGGUGAAGCAAGGAACAACCUUUUGAAUAGGUAUUUCAAAUACAAAAACAAGGAUAUUGGAAUGUCAAAAGAAGAAUCCUCCAAAAAAUCAAAAAUAGAAUCGUCAAUCUUGGGAGGAAAGACUGAAACAAAGGACCAAAUAAGAAAAUUCAUAGCAAAGGAAAAUUACAAGAAGGAAUAUUUCCCGAACAAUCUAAAUUGGUGUUGGGAUCACAACGUUCAAAACGAUGACUGCAACGAAGGAUGGAGAGAUAUUGGAGACUAUAAUUUAGUUUUGUUAGUUGAAACUAUUUGUUCCCAAAGUGCUUGAUGAAUUUCUUGAAAGAAAUCACUUUAAGUUUGUUCUAUCCAUGGGUUUUUGAAAACAAGAUCUUAGUUGAUAUAUUUUGCUAUAUUAUAGUAAUUAUGUUUGUUCGGAUGACUAUAACAGUUGUUUCAACAACUUCAGUGGUGAAUCCUCAUAUUCGGAGGACAACAGACAUGAGCUUGUCCGAACAACUCAACUCAGUUAGAGCUUUUUAAAUAUAGUAGUAGAAUCAAUUUUUUUUGGAUUAUUGAGUUUAUCUCUGAGUUAUCACUAAACUCUUAGUAUAUUUUAUAUAUUCAUAUUAAUUGGGUUUCUCCCCACUCCAGAUAGCCACUGUUUUAGCUUCUUCAUAGUUCAUUUAUAUUUAAUUAUUUUUUGGUAUGCUUAUGAUAUGUUGGGUACAUGGUUAGGUUGGGUCACUCGUGAUCCUUGGUCCCGUAUUAUGUCAAGAGGUAGUUUCCUGUAUAUAUUCAUCUAUCUAGCUACAUAUGUUUAUUGUUAGAUGGAAGGUCUCAAAAUUACCUCCAACAUGUAUGAAUCUAUGUAAUGCGCCGAAUUGGGAUUUACUAACUACUAAUAUCGUGAAUCCUCCAUUUUAAU
This is a messenger RNA of Solanum lycopersicum (tomato), 1556 nucleotides long. The record is from RefSeq and is a predicted model, not a curated record. Lineage: Eukaryota; Viridiplantae; Streptophyta; Magnoliopsida; Solanales; Solanaceae.